GGGGCCAAUGCGCAUAGGCGCCUCCUCUGUAAACAUGGCGGGCGGCCGAAUCGAGCGGCCGCCGCUUGCGCUCGGCGACGAGAGCGACGCGGCCGAACCACCGCGGCCGCCGCUGGGCGACGACGCGUUGCGCCGCGACGACGACGGCGACGAGGAGGACGACGAGGCGGAGGAGCGUGAUCGUCGAGACGGAACGGACGGAAUGAACGACGACGACGACGAAGACGACGACGACCUGGAGGACGAGGACGAGCAAGAUGGCGGGCCGGGCCUCGCGCUCGAGCGCUUCCUGGCGGCGCGCGCCACCGAGCGCGAGGACGACGAGACGCGCCGAGAGCGCAUGCGCGACGACGACGUCAUGCGCGCGCGUGCCGGUGGCAGUGGCGGCGCGCGCUCCUCGGGGGGCGUGUCCUUCGGGGGAUUUGUGGGCGUGGCUCGGGGGUCGGGGGGCGUGGCCGAGUUGGGCCCGCGGCGGCGAGCGGGGCCUCGCGGAGCCUCGGGGUCGCCCGUGUGGGACCGCACCACCGUGCUCAUCGAGGGCGGCGCCUGGCCGCUAGGCCACGCCGAGGCUUCGGCCCGCGCGUCGGGGAGUCGGCGCGGGGGAGAGGAGGGGAGGGACGACGACGAGGAGGGUGGAGACGACGACGAGGAGGAGGAGGACGACGACGACGACGGGAUCGGUGGCUACAUCGAGCACACCAUCUCGCAGGACCGCAUCCUCAUGACGCUCAAGCCCGGCGCUCACACGCCCAUGCCCGCCGACAUCCAGGGAGCCACGCUCACGCUGAGCGCGCAGUGCCCGCGGACACGGAGGAGGGAGGUGAAGCGCUACCAGUGCGCCUACGAGGGCUGCGAGCGCACCUACAGCACGGCGGGCAACCUGAAGACGCACGAGAAGACGCACCGCGGCGAGUACACGUUUGUGUGCGAGCAGACGGGCUGCGGCAAGGCCUUCCUCACCUCCUACAGCCGCAAGAUCCACGUGCGCGUGCACACGCGCGAGAAGCCCUUCGAGUGCGGCGUCAGCGGCUGCGAGAAAUCCUUCAACACCCUUUACCGGCUCAAGGCACACCAGAGGAUCCACACGGGGAACACGUUCAACUGCGACUCGGAGGGCUGCACCAAGUUCUUCACGACAUUGAGCGACCUGCGCAAGCACGUGCGCACCCACACGGGAGAGCGACCCUUCCAGUGCAAACACAGCGGCUGCGGGAAGGCAUUCUCCGUCAGCCACCACCUGCGCACGCACGUGCGCACGCACACGGGAGAGCGGCCGUUCCCAUGCCCCAGCGGCGGAUGCGAGAGGGCCUUCUCCAGUCAGCAUAGCCUCAAGAGCCACAUGAAGGGACACCCAUCUGGGGCCAGCCUCAAGUCAGAGGACAGCCAGAACGCAUUCUACCUGUCCGACUUCGACCCAAUCACCCCAGCCUCCGACAUCAGUGAGGAGACCCUGCAGAAGUGCCUGACGCCGCUUCGUGGACCAGGCGGUGGAACCGGACCUGACGACGGUGACUGUGGAGAGCAUCUUCGACUCCAUGUUCCAAACCGAAGACACUGGCUCCACGGGCGGCGACAGGGACCACGACCCGGCAAGUGCGGACAGCCCAACAGACGCCGGCUUCCCGCUGCCUGUGCUCCGAGUCAUUCAACCGCCACCGCCACCGAGUGCCAGCUCCCUGCAGCAGCUCGUGGUAGUGCGGCAAACGGACGGCGGCAGUACCGGAGGUGCCGGUGGCAGCAGCGCCAACAACGACGAGGGCAUUGACGUCCCAUACAAGUGGGUGGUGCAGAGCGAUUCUGGCGUCAUGGAGGUGGAGGGGAUGGAAGGCAGCUGUGCCAUCGAUGGCGUCGUCGCCACCAUCGUUGAGCAGGGAAGCGAGUGCAGCAGGUGGACCUGACGGAGCGGCC
Messenger RNA from Lethenteron reissneri (Far Eastern brook lamprey), 1908 nucleotides. RefSeq names its product metal regulatory transcription factor 1-like. The record is from RefSeq and is a predicted model, not a curated record. Lineage: Eukaryota; Metazoa; Chordata; Hyperoartia; Petromyzontiformes; Petromyzontidae. Gene Ontology annotation, biological process: regulation of transcription by RNA polymerase II. Gene Ontology annotation, cellular component: nucleus.